AUGAAGAUCUAUAACAAAAAUGAGCUGAAAACUGCAAGACACACUGUGAGGAAUUUUAAUAAUGAAAUUGGUGUAUAUCAAGUGGUUACCCCGUAUAACGACCAUAGAGGUGGAGGGGGAAACCACAGUCAUGAAGUGCACGUAAUUGAGCAAACAUGUGGUUGUGGAAAGUGGCAAAACUUGAAGAUCCCUUGUUCACAUGCAAUUAAAGUUCUUAAAAGUCUGCACCUCGAUGCGACCAGCUAUAUUGACCCAUGUUACAGUUUGAACAACGCCAUUCAGACAUAUUCACAUCAUUUUGUGGUGCCAAAAUCAGAGUCAUUGUGGAGGGAUGUUCGCGGACCACGGUGGGUGCCUGACCCACAACUGUUGCGGGGCAAAGGUCAUCCUGUGAAGUCAAAAUUAAGGAAUGAAAUGGAUGGGAUACGACGAGAACGGGGAAGCUGGAGGGAAGAUCCAGACUUGAGGGAGAUUCAACCAAGGCAACAAUGUGGAGUGUGUCAUCAAGAGGGGCAUAACCGCAGAUGCUGUCCCAAUUCCCAUGGGCCUUCGACAAGUGGUAGUGCUGCAAACUAG
Quercus lobata is the source of this 576-nucleotide messenger RNA. RefSeq lists its product as uncharacterized. Gene Ontology annotation, molecular function: zinc ion binding. The record is from RefSeq and is a predicted model, not a curated record. NCBI's taxonomy places the organism in Eukaryota, Viridiplantae, Streptophyta, Magnoliopsida, Fagales, Fagaceae. The transcript has a single exon. Bases 1 to 576 code for a protein of 191 amino acids.